Molecule: messenger RNA, 1473 nt
Organism: Trichoderma reesei QM6a
Lineage: Eukaryota; Fungi; Ascomycota; Sordariomycetes; Hypocreales; Hypocreaceae
Product: G-protein coupled receptor
Exons: 4
Coding region: 1-1473 (490 amino acids)
Biological process (GO): cell surface receptor signaling pathway
Cellular component (GO): membrane
Molecular function (GO): transmembrane signaling receptor activity
Source: RefSeq, a predicted model, not a curated record
AUGGCCAACAUCACAGGCAUCAACCUUUGCCCUGCUCCAUUCUACGAUGCGAGUCUCUUUGGUGACAGUGGAGGGUACAUCAGUGGCCGACUCUGCCAGACGAUUGCCGGCUCGGUUCAAUGCUGCUUACCCUGCCCCAUGACGGAUUGGGUAUACCCAGACAGCUUCACUACCAUUGGCACCGUAGCCAACUGGAUCGCAACCGCCAGUGUCAUCUGCUGUGUUUUCCUGCUGGCUUCAUGGGCAGCGUUGCCGGUGGACAAGACGAACCGGCACUACCUGAGCAUCUGCUUUACAAUUGGCAUCCUCAUCAUGAAUCUGGGUUUCGUCAUUCCGCUCGCGGCUGAGCCGGACCAAUGCUUUGAUGCCAUCACUCCCAACGACAUGCACACGUUGAGCGUCUGCGGAGCGUCUGGUGCGAUGCUGAUCCUAGGAGGCUGGUGCGGCGUCAUGUGGGCGUUUCUUCGCUCUCUGUCCCUCCAUCUCCAGAUCUGCUGGCAGGUUCUCGUCGGCCGCAACUUCAUGAUUUUCGCCCAGGCUGCUGGCUGGGGCAUCCCUGCCAUUGGCAUCAUCCUCGCUCUGGUCUUCAGUGGCGUCUCUUUCCGGUUCGGUGCAACAUGCCACAUCAACCACAAGAACAGUCUGGCAGAUCUCUGGAUCCCACUCCUCAUCUUUGCCAGCAUUACCGUGGUGACGACGUUCGUUACCUUUGGCUACUGCAUCAAAGUCUACCUGGCCUCGCUCAACGACAACUCCGCAUCGACCGAGGGAUCCAACCUCCCGACUUACACAAACAGCGUCAUCACCAUGUCUCCGCGCCAAGCUUACCGCCGAGUCCGACGAGUCAUUGCACUUCAGUGGAGGGGCAUUGCCAUUGUCCUCAUCAUCAUUGCCGACGUCAUUUUCUUCUCCGUCGUCUUCGUCUUCCAGGACAACAUUGUCCAAUCCAUUGCCGACGACCCCAAGGUGGCCCAGAACUGGAUCGUCUGCCUUAUCGGGGCCCAGGGCGACAAGACAAAGUGUCUGAAUGAAGCCGGCUCCCUCGUCGUCAGUGAAGCGACAGUGUCCGCCGUUCUCGUCCUGCUUUCUCUGAACGGCAUCUGGAUCCUCUUUCUCCUUGGCCGAUGGACCAUGGUCACCGGCUGGAUUGAUUUGGUAAAGUCUCCGUUCAAUAGCAGGAAGAAGGAAUUCGUAUCGGUGGAUGCCCGAUAUCAAAGCCAGAAAGACACACGUUCGUACGAGAUGCUCUCCAGAGAUACGAGCGCCGCGGUAACACCACUUGAUCCAGUGAAAUCCUCUGCGGGCCCCCAAGCCCCCGACUACUUUGGCGACACCGCCAGGUAUCACGCGCCAGCGCGAUCGUACUCGAACCCGCGGCCGCCGCACAGCUCCCUGCCCGAGUGGGAUGCGCAGAAGACAUACGCCGCCCCGCAAGGCCGCGAUAUGAACCCCUUGGGGAUGAAUCGCAUAUAA